AUGGCGGACGGACAACCGGGCGGGAUCGGCGCGCAAAUCGGCAACGCGAUCACCGGCAAGCUGACGGAGUCCAUCAAGAGCAUGGACGUGAUGUCGCUGCUACAGAACAUAAUGGCGGCCACGCCCCACGACGAGGAGUCCCAAGCGAUCAAGCAGAGGCUGCAGGGCGUGAUGAGGCAGUACACGGAGAUGUCCGAAGAGGAGAAGGUCCAAUUUGCAACACAGCUUAAGGAGGCCCUGGCUUCUAAACUGCAAGCGAAGCUGCAAGACGUUCCGUUGGACCUCUCCGGCUUGAACGAGGCGAUCGGGAACGCAAUCAUGUACAAGCUGGCGCUCGUCGCUUUCGGCGCUUUCGUCGUGUUCGUGGCCGUCGUGUUCUUCGGCUACAAACUCUACAAAUCCAUAAAAGAUAAAGAGAAGAAACGAGAGGAGAAGAAGAAAGCGAAACAGAUGAAGAAGAAGAAA
Molecule: messenger RNA, 465 nt
Organism: Iphiclides podalirius (scarce swallowtail)
Lineage: Eukaryota; Metazoa; Arthropoda; Insecta; Lepidoptera; Papilionidae
Source: the annotation of a GenBank genome assembly